UGUCCAUGGUUGCGUAGUGGGAGCUAGAGAGGGUCCGGGUACGUGCGAGAUGCAGCCAUAGUCACGCCACACUGCCUAAAAUUACAACCUGCUGGGAUCGUUGGUUUUGCAGCGCAUCAGAGCCGAGUGAAAGCUAGUGGACUUGAGGCAUCAUGGCUGAGCACCAGAGGCAGCGCUCUCUGUCCACCGCCGGGGAGUCUCUCUACCACGUGUUGGGAGUGGAGAAGGUAGCCACGACGGAUGAUAUUAAGAGAUCUUACAGGAAAUUGGCGCUGAAGUUCCACCCUGACAAGAAUCCUGACAAUCCAGAGGCAGCUGAUAAGUUCAAGGAGAUAAACAACGCCCACGCAAUCCUAAACGACCCCACAAAGCGUAACAUUUAUGACAAAUAUGGUUCUCUGGGACUAUAUGUGGCUGAACAGUUUGGAGAGGAGAAUGUUAACACUUACUUUGUCCUUUCGAGCUGGUGGGCAAAGGCUCUGUUUGUAUUCUGCGGCCUGGCCACCGGCUGCUACUUCUGUUGCUGCCUGUGCUGCUGCUGUAACUGCUGCUGUGGAAGGUGUAAACCACGGCCUCGGGAGAGCCCGGACCAGGAGUUUUACGUGUCUCCUGAGGACCUAGAGGCUCAAUUGCAGUCUGAUGAGAGAGUAGAGGCUGGGGGUGACCCUAUAAUGAUGCAACCAUCAGCCACAGAGACGACCCAGUUAACAUCAGAUGGGUACCACUCCUACCACACUGACACCGGCUUCAACUAACCUCCUGUCCCCCCUUGACAAUCCUGGCCUGCGGUCCUGCCUGCUUCCCUGCUCCACCUCAGUGAGAAGAAUAAAAAGAGGGGCAUCCAUCUUUCCACUACAGAAAGAGAGCCAUGCGGAGGAGAGGGACUAGUAAGCAUGGCCCAUGAAAGGAACUAAUGAAGUCACACCCCUUACACCACUCCCUGAUUGGCCCACAACGUACCCCCCUCCCCCCCCCCUCCCAGUGCGAGAAGAAAAGAGAAACAGCGUAAUUGUUUCCUUUUUGUUUCUUCUUUUGUAUUUCUUGGCCUUUAACCACACAGGUCGCCUACCCCCCCCCCCCCCCCAUUUUUCCCUCUCCCACAUUUUGCAUCAUGGUGUAGCAUGCACUGUUUAUCAAACAUGGUCUCCAGACUUUCUUUUGUCUUUAGCAACAUUUUUACUUUGCAAGACUCAUAAUGUAGUACGUGCAAUAUCUUCAAAUGAGUACAGCUCACAAGGAGGUGAAGGAGGAGGGGUUGAUUAUAUUUUAUGCUAAAGCUAAGGAGAGCCAUGGCUCAGGGAGGUGCAGGUUAGAGAGAUGAGUUGUUUGCUGAGGCGGUUGGUGCCAUCAAUUCAAAAAAAGUUGUCAUAUAUUUGUGCAAUUCUUACUUCAUGUGUACUCUUUAUUUUAAUGCCACCUGCAGUUGUCAAACCUACAGUAUGUCUUUGGCACUGUCUUUAGUGAGAUCCCCUGAGUGUUUUUUAUUGUGAAUUAUGAGAUUGUUUCAAGGCGCAGAGCUUUAUUUGCAGUCAAAACCGGCUGCUGUUAUAUUUUCUACUUUAGUUACUAGUUAAUAUUGGCUUUUUGUCAUUGCCUCAGCUCUGUUUCAGCCUGUUCUUGCAGAUUUGAGGUUGAAAGACAUUUAUUUACUGCUAUAUUGGUUUGCAGUUUCAGCCCAGGUGGAUUAGCUUAUUUAUCAUUAAUUUAUGUAGAGCUGUUGUUUCAUUUAAGCCUAACAAGAGUUAGGAUGGCAUCCUUUGUAAUUUGUUUACAGUUUGGUAAAGAAUCUAAGGCUUUAUUAGAAUAUUAUGAUAAAGGGCCGCUGUCUGCUCCCCUUUGUAUAUAUAAUCUAUUCUCCAGAUGUCACAACUUAAUGAGAUUGAAAUGCAUUUAUUAAAUCUUAUUGUUGAAAUUCUUGUUUACUGAAUGAUAUAUAAUGAAGCCAAGAAGCUGCAGGUAUUCCAGCUGUGAACAUGCAGGAAUGAUGAUCAGCAGCAGCAGCAGCCCUGGCUCAGAGGGUGACAUGUUUUUAACUCUAAGCUGUCUUGAGUGUAUUAAGUGGUUAAUGUAAUGUGAGAAAACAUGUGACGCUCUUCAUGGCUGGGAAAUAAAGCUGACAUGGGAGUAUGUUAGGUAGUGAGAAAAAAUGAUUUUUUCAUCACGUUUUUAGUCCUUGUGUUUUGAACUGAAGUCUAAUGACUUUGACAUUUUGUCCGAUGCUGUGAUCGUUUAUCAUUGUUGACUUUUUUGAAUCCUCACAGAGUAAGAAGCUCGUACGGCAUAUCAUGUGUGAGCCAGUGCUACAGGCAGCUCCAAGUAAAAGUGACUCUAGAUUUUUUCAUAUUAUUGAAUUUGCAUAUAUUGCAACACAUUUGCAAAUUUGCCAUAAAUUGCCAUGAACAUCUUCGCCACUUUGUCAGUUUUCAUAACAGCUACAAAUGUGUUUUAAUGGUUUACAAUUGGUGAGCUCCUGUCGCCCACCCUCUGCUAUUAACGGUAUGGAUGUUGACCUCUGUGGCCCUUGUAUGAUGUUUCCUGUAACCCUUGAUUCAACAUAGAUGUUCCUGUCAUGGCUUUUUCAUUGAGAUACUGAAAAAUGCUACUGUAAAUGUUCUAAGUUGAAUGCACUGUGUGUUGAAAAAAACUAUAAUAGAUCAAUGAUCAGGAAAUGACUCCAUAAAAAUACAACAUAGUAUAUAGUGUAACUAUAGUGAAAUGGUUAUAUGAUGCAUUUUUGGAGUUUUAUUUAUUUCAUACUUUGUCAUGUUUCAAAUGAUGAUCAGCUAUAAUUUCAAUGGUAUGGUGUUGUAAUGUAACCAUUACAUUUUGCAAGGAAUGAUUUAAUGGUUCAGGUCGCUUGUACAUACACUUGGCCCAUAUAAAGUAUAAACCUUAACGUUUCUGUUGUAGCAUGGUAAUUGUGUGUCUGGAAGAA
Messenger RNA from Cheilinus undulatus (humphead wrasse), 2935 nucleotides. It is a transcript of the gene dnajc5aa, whose product is annotated as DnaJ (Hsp40) homolog, subfamily C, member 5aa. Lineage: Eukaryota; Metazoa; Chordata; Actinopteri; Labriformes; Labridae. Gene Ontology annotation, cellular component: intracellular membrane-bounded organelle; membrane; presynapse. The record is from RefSeq and is a predicted model, not a curated record. The transcript is spliced from 5 exons. Bases 153 to 755 code for a protein of 200 amino acids. Gene Ontology annotation, biological process: regulation of synaptic vesicle cycle.